AUGUCGAACUGUAACCGGCGCGGUGUAAAAACUGACCAGCAGUAGCGGGGGAGGAAGAACGGGAGCGAAGCAGUAACUGAGAGGAGUUGGGCAUCAAAUUGCACCGGAUGUCAUUACACGCUCUUAAAUAUCGAGGACUAUAAUCGAGACCAGAGCCAUGGAGGUUGUAACACAUUUUGUGAAUGACACUGUAGAAUUUUACAAAUGGGGCCUUACUAUAGCAGACAAGAGGGUGGAGAAGUGGCCGAUGAUGUCAUCUCCCCUCCCCACUCUGGCCAUCAGCUGCCUGUACCUGCUCUUCCUGUGGGCGGGGCCUAGAUACAUGCAGGACCGCCAGCCCUACACACUCAGGAAGACCCUCAUAGUCUACAACUUCAGCAUGGUGGUCCUCAAUUUCUAUAUCGCCAAAGAGCUCCUACUAGGCUCUAGAGCAGCCGGGUACAGCUACCUCUGUCAGCCUGUCAACUACUCCAAUGAUGUCAAUGAAGUCAGGAUAGCAUCUGCUCUCUGGUGGUACUAUAUCUCCAAAGGAGUGGAGUUUCUGGACACAGUCUUUUUCAUCCUGAGGAAGAAGUUCAACCAGGUCAGCUUCCUCCACGUCUACCAUCACUGCACCAUGUUCAUCCUCUGGUGGAUUGGCAUCAAAUGGGUCCCCGGUGGACAAUCAUUUUUUGGUGCAACCAUCAACUCUUCCAUCCACGUCGUCAUGUAUGGUUACUAUGGUUUGGCAGCUUUGGGACCUCAGAUGCAGAAGUACCUCUGGUGGAAGAAAUACCUCACCAUUAUUCAGAUGAUCCAGUUCCACGUGACCAUCGGCCAUGCUGGCCACUCCCUCUACACAGGCUGUCAAUUCCCCGCCUGGAUGCAGUGGGCUCUGAUUGGCUACGCUGUCACCUUCAUCAUCCUCUUUGCCAACUUCUACUACCACGCUUACCGAGGCAAACCUUCCUCCACGCAUAAGGGAGGCAAGCCCGUUGCAAACGGCACCUCUAUGGUAACUAACGGUCACAGCAAAGUGGAGGAAGUGGAGGAUAAUGGGAAGAGGCAGAGGAAAGGCAGAGCGAAAAGAGAAUAAAGAAAGAAGAGGGCUUGCGUUGGCGAUGAACAGAAAGAGGACAGUUGAUUUUAAGGGCCAGAGAAGGAGGGAGGAGAGGGAAGUUCAAACCAGACCGGCUUCAUCCUCCCUGCAAAUAAUGUAGAAGGAUGUGAUUUGCAACCAACUUGGAAAGAUGAAAGGGUAGCAGUGUGUGUUUGUGGGUGUGUCUGUAAAGGUUUCAGGAUUUGAGAGGGAGAGAGGGGUGUUGGUUGUGUCUAUAACAGUUUUUUUUUAAUCAAAGAAUACAAAAUGCUGAUCAUGUAGGCUCCCUGCUCUUCUGUCCAACUGUGUUUUGGACCACAAUAGGACCAAAAUAUCCAAGGACCUACAAACUGCUCAGCAGCAUCCACUAAUCAACCAAAAUUCACCUCCAACUUUUGUACUCUGGAUUCCAGUUAUGUUUUAACUGAAAGCUUAAAUAGUCUUUAAUGUGCUAAGUUAUUUUCUAGUGCUCUAAAAGAGUUUUAAUUAAUUUAACUAUUACCAACGAAAGAACAUGCAGAAGUUUAUACCAAAGGUUUUUUUUCUUGGUUUUUGGGAGGGGGGGGGGGGGGGGGGAUUUUUGUUUACGAAUACUUAGAGUUGAGCAAAGUUAGCAAACGAAAAAAUCACAAUACGACGUUCUCAAAACUGCCAUCUAUUGUAUUCAACUAAACCAUAUACCAGUCUGACUUGUCUUGGACUUCACAUUUCUCUGCUGUCUCAAACUGAUGUGCUGCAUUUACAGAAGGAUGUGCUAUUUUCUUUGUCUUCAUUGUGAGUUAAAAACAUGGUUUAAAACAAUUUGGGGGGGGCUGUAGUUUCUUAUAGUAUUUAUGCAAGUUUGUGGGUAUCUUUGUUAUAAUAUUUUUUGUGGGUCCUCAUGAUUUAUUUCUUUUUGCUGUGCAAUGUAGCUGAAGUGCAAGAAUAUGAGAUCAGACGUUCAGCUCAGUAUUGUCUCUUUGCCAUGUAGGACUGAAGGGAAACUCAUCCUGAAAAGAGCUUUUUUUUAAAGAAAACUAAUGGUUAUUUCAUUGUCUUAUCAAAGAUGAAAGUGACACGGCUUCUGGAUGCACAUAUAACUGAAAUAAAGACAAUGUCAGCACCCCA
Micropterus salmoides (largemouth bass) is the source of this 2185-nucleotide messenger RNA. RefSeq names its product elongation of very long chain fatty acids protein 4-like. The transcript is spliced from 7 exons. Gene Ontology annotation, cellular component: endoplasmic reticulum membrane; endoplasmic reticulum. Gene Ontology annotation, molecular function: fatty acid elongase activity. The record is from RefSeq and is a predicted model, not a curated record. Bases 158 to 1075 code for a protein of 305 amino acids. NCBI's taxonomy places the organism in Eukaryota, Metazoa, Chordata, Actinopteri, Centrarchiformes, Centrarchidae. Gene Ontology annotation, biological process: very long-chain fatty acid biosynthetic process; fatty acid elongation, polyunsaturated fatty acid; fatty acid elongation, monounsaturated fatty acid.